Molecule: messenger RNA, 1115 nt
Organism: Myzus persicae (green peach aphid)
Lineage: Eukaryota; Metazoa; Arthropoda; Insecta; Hemiptera; Aphididae
Exons: 5
Coding region: 123-875 (250 amino acids)
Source: RefSeq, a predicted model, not a curated record
AAUACUAUUAUUCUUAAUUUUUAGAUUCUAAUUGUGAAAUAGUAAAUAAUAGUCAGCUAGAUGAAAAUAAAGGUCACAUAAAAAGUAACUCUGAUAUUACUACACCAAUAACCAAAAAACCAAUGAUAAACCGAAAUUUGUUUGAUUGCUUCUCUGAACCCGCCAACACAAAAAAGAAGAUUGCACUGAAUAGCGAUGAUGACGCUGGAGAUAUUACUGAUAUUGAUUAUACAAACUGCAAAGACAUAUUUGAGGAUCAACAUGAUUAUGGCUCGAGCAGUAUUUAUAUUUCAUCAAAUUCUGAACCACCACAAAAGUUGGCAUCUUUUUCUCAAAGCAAUGGAAGUAAAGUAGAGAAAAAAUCAACAAGUUAUAAAAAUAGUAUUAAUAAUAUUAGUGCUACUCCAUCAACAUCAAAUAUAAAUAAUACAAUUGAACGUGAUGAUUCUAACAGCUACAAUUAUGCUAAACAAACCCUAAGAAUAGCUACAAAUCUUAAGUAUGAUAUUAAACGUCUUCAUGAUGGUCAAGACUAUCUUAAAAUGAUGGUGGAUAAAAUAUUUAGUCAACUAAAUAAUCAAACAAGUUCAAGUAGUGACAGUCAUUCCUUACAUCAUUAUGAUGUACCACAUAUAACAAAUGAGAAUGAUCUAAACGAAUGGGAAGAUACUAUAAUAAAAGACUCGUCAUAUUUGUCAACAAUUGCUCAACAACUUUCACUUAUGGGUGGCCAAAGUAUAUCAGAAACCGUAAGAAAGCUAAUGCAAAGGUUAUUUUCUGAUACCUUUUUAGUUGACUACUCCUUCAUUGGUUUCAAAGGGAAAAAAACAUUUUCUAGUUUAAGGAGCUGCGAUCUUAUUAAGUGUAAGUUAUAAAGAAUUUGUUAAUAUUAUUUAUAGACUUUGUAGUUUCAUAUUUAUAUGAUGUCACCAAUCAACAAAUUUAAAUUAAUAAUAAUAAGAGGGUUUAUCUAGAGAAAUAAAUAAGCUAUUAUAUACUGACAUUAGAUUAUAAAAUAGUAUAAUUUUUACAUGCAUAAUAUUUGUGUACAACAACACCAGUUAUAUAGUGCCAUGCUUUUUUUUUAACCACCAUUUUUCCAUUUUCUACUAAAA